GGGAGGGAUGGAGGCGGCACAGCAGAGCAGGCAGAGAUGCUGAAAGGGGAUGCUUGUCUCUGGCCACAGUGACAGAAGAAAAGAGGACAAACCUCUGGCAGGAGGAGGGUGUGUGUGUGUGUUGGUGUGUGAUCGUGCGUGCAUGUGCGCACACCAAGGGGCUCCCUCGCUGAAGACACCGCCAUGGCAUGGGUUCCAUCGCCAGGUUUCCUUUUGUUCUGCUCCAGCUGCAAACGGUCCGCGUUGACGAGCCGGGGCCAGGGGCCUUGAGGUAACACAAAAGCAGAGGUCCUGAUCCACUCCACGGCAGGAUGGCCUCGUCGGGGGCCCCGGGGACUCGCAUGACAUCCACAGUCAGCAUAAACAUCUCCACCCCGAGCUUCUACAGCCCUCAGAAGAAAUUUGCACCCGUUGUUGCCCCUAAGCCCAAAGUGAACCCCUUCAAGGCUGGCGGAUCGGCUUCGGAAAAUGCUUCUGAGCAGACGUUUCCGCCCCCUCCGCCGGGGGCUUGUGCCCAGAUAGGGAAAGUGGGGGAGAUCCCGGCAGCUGUGACCCUUUCCCUCUGUGAAGAGCUUCCACCCCCUCCGCCUCCCCCUCCUGGGGAAGAGAUGGUUGUCUCCUCAAACAGCGCCUUCCCUCCCCCACCUCCCCCAUUCGAAGAGCCGUUUCCCCCAGCGCCAGAAGACGUCUUCCCUUCGCCUCCUCCGCCAAUGCUGGAGGAGGAACCCGUGGCUUUGAGUGGGCUACCUGCCCCCCAGGGGCAGGCCCGUGGAAAGAUGAGCAGCAUUGAUUUGGAGAUUGAUACUCUGUCCUCAAUGCUGGAUGACAUGGAGAAGAAUGACCCCUUCAAACCGCGGGUAUCUCCAGGUUCCAUGGCUCACGUAGGCCUGGCUUCUGGACCUAAAGCUUCCCCAGAAACCAUUGCUCCACCUAAGGAUGUCUCAGCUCCUGUUUCCUUCCCUUCCAACGCUGCCUCCAGCGCCAGCGCAGGCUACGUGCCCAAAACGCAGAGAGAAACAGCUUCUGUUCCUCCACCAUGGGUGAAGCAGAAUAGAGACUCGCCAUCGACACAGCUUCCAGGACCGCCGGCUCCUCCUCCUCCUCCUCCAGCUCCAUCAGCCCCCAAAUACACUCCACCCCCCGUUGCCGUGGCCCCCAGAUUUGUACCCAAAGCAGCUGCAGGGAUCCCGUCCGGCUUCCCGCGCCAGGCGGCUGCUGCCCCUCCGCAGCCUCGCUUCCCACCCGCUUCUGGCGCAGGGCCAGCCCCGAGGCCACAGCCGCCUGCUUUCACCUAUGCACAACAGCGAGAAAAGCCCCAGGUUCAGGAGAAGCCACGUCCCGUUGGACAACCGCUUGCCCCGCGAGACGUGCGUAACCCGGCACCCUUUGUGAACACUGGAUCAGACCCUCCCAGGGGCAACUCUGUCCUGACCAUGAAAGAGGUUGAGGAGCUGGAGAUGUUGACCCAGAAGCUCAUGAAGGACAUGGACCAGCCUCCACAUGCAGAGGCCACCAAUUCUGAGUUGUGUGGCCUGUGCCACAAAGCCCUGUCGCGGACGCAGCCGGCUGUCCGCGCCCUAGACAAGCUCUUCCAUGUGGAGUGCUUCACCUGCUUCAAGUGUGAGAAGCAGUUGCAGGGACAGCAGUUCUACAACGUGGACGAAAAGCCCUUCUGCGAGGAGUGCUAUGCGGGCACCCUGGAGAAAUGUUGUGUGUGCAAGCAAACGAUCACAGACAGGAUGCUGCGAGCCACGGGCAAUUCCUACCACCCUCAGUGCUUCACCUGUGUGGUGUGCCACAAAGCCCUCGAGGGAGCCUCCUUCAUCGUGGACAAAGCCAACCAGCCACAUUGCGUGGACGACUAUCACAGAAAAUACGCCCCACGAUGCUCGGUGUGUGCUGAGCCCAUCAUGCCAGAGCCCGGGAAGGAUGAGACCGUCCGCGUGGUAGCCCUGGAGAAGAACUUCCACAUGAAAUGUUACCGCUGUGAGGAUUGUGGGAAGCCGCUUUCCAUCGAAGCAGAUGACAAUGGCUGUUUCCCCCUGGACGGGCACGUGCUGUGUAGAAAAUGUCACACCACACGGGCCAAAGCUGCGGUCUAAGGACCUUGGAUCAGGAUGCGCCCUUGAUGUGCUUCCCCAUCCCCACCCAGCCCAGUCAGUGGGCCUGAUUUUCCUCUGUGCUGUUUCUGGUCAUUCCUCUCCCCCCUCCCCUCAAAACACACCAUGCAUUUUUACUUAGAAAGAGUCUGUCUGGCAAUAUCUCUUUCCACCCAAGGGCUCUUGUGUUUUCUUUUUCUUUUUAACCUGCCCCUCUAAGACUGGGUGUCCCUUAACUCCUCGCCUAGUCUGGCCACGGUAUAUUAUUCUAGACACUGCAGAAAGUGACGUGGAAUUGCUAUAAGCCCUGCAGUCCUUUUACUUACUAAAUAAUAAAGUAAUCUUAGAGGAAAAGUCUGGAUCCUUCCAACCUGCUAUGUCCCCUGACCCUGCAAAAUGCUGUCCUCUGUUCAGGUAUGGAACACGACCCAACUAAUGGGACUAUUUUUUUAAACCCUUACUUUUGGCGAUGGACAGAGUCUUUGCUCUAUGGGAUGAUGAUAUAAACGAAUCUCCUUCUUCUGUACUGGACUUGUGUGCCUGAAUGGUUCUCCUUGCCAGGAAGGAGUUUAUGGACCAGUUCCCCACCCCACCCCAGUCCCCAGAGUUAUGGUGGCCCCAGUUAUUUUUUACCUCCGUGGUGCUUUGGCCUAGCAACUUCUGCAUAGCAAACUAUCCAAAGGACUACUUCUCUGUUUACAACAUGGUUUGUCGAACUGGGAGUGUGGCAUGACCGGGAAUGGUCCCGAAUUGAUGCUGAGAAAGGCACCCUCAUCAGAGUUUGUUCGUUUGCAGCCUACAUGUGAUGGGUGCCAUCUAAGUCCCUGCCAGGGCCACACUCCCACCCUUCUCUGCGGGGGUUGCUGUAAGUGACUUCGCUGGUGUGUGUUUUUGGCACAGCCAAUGGAGCAGAGCCUCAAUUCCUAGGCUGGACUGAACAAGCAUCUUCAAUAUUGUCUGUCCCAGCCACUGUUUGCAUUAAUAAAAUUUGUGUUGGGUUCCCCUCCAUUAUAA
Podarcis raffonei (Aeolian wall lizard) is the source of this 3113-nucleotide messenger RNA. It is a transcript of the gene ZYX, whose product is annotated as zyxin. NCBI's taxonomy places the organism in Eukaryota, Metazoa, Chordata, Lepidosauria, Squamata, Lacertidae. Gene Ontology annotation, biological process: integrin-mediated signaling pathway; transforming growth factor beta receptor signaling pathway. The record is from RefSeq and is a predicted model, not a curated record. The coding region runs from base 312 to 2102 and encodes 596 amino acids. The transcript has 10 exons.